AUGUUUCUGGAAAGUUGCCAGCUCAUUUUUAAAGGCAAACGGUUUGUAAGAUUGUUCAUAUUCAUAGUGGUUUGUCUUGGAUUUUUAAUUGCCGUUACUAUUUUAGCAGGUCUCACAAUAUUCGAUCGUCAACACAAUCAUAUUUUACAUGAUUAUGUAGCUCGGAACGAUGAUAUUGUUGUUUUGUCGACGACAUAUUACGAGAAUUCGAAAAGUUUUCCACCGAGUACAGCAGUAAUUCUAUUCAAUUCCGUUCAAGUAUUCCAUUUAAAAUAUUCUACAUUGAAUGUCGUCACGGAGACAAUGCAAGGGAAUGUUGAAGUACAAUUUAAGAUUCAACCGGUUAUCAAUAAAAUACCAUUUUUCUGUAAAUGGGUUCCCUAUAUUGCUGUGGGACAAGUUCCUGAAGAUCAUGUACUUUUGAAGUUGUCAACGAAUAAAAAAGAUGGAAUGGAGCUGUCUCUUCGAACACCUUUUCAAACACCACGAAAAGUUGUCGCUUGCUUCUCUCCAUUAUUUUUAAAUGAAAGAUGGCAACUGCUUCUGGCUACUGUUGAGAUAUAUUCCCAUUACGGCGCUUUUCUACAUUUUUAUGUUCGAUCCAUGAUAACCGAUCUGUUCAAAUUAAUAAAAGAAAAUAAAAAUACCCGAAUCUCUCCAUGGCCUUCUAUCAAAAUUGGAGAAUCGCGUGCAGCUUCUCCAAUGUUUGAUCCAAAUACAGAACUUGAAUUCAGAAAUCAAGCUUCUGCUAUGACUGAUUGCCUUCUACAGUACAAAGAAUCAGCAGAAUUUGUCAUAUUUCCUGAUCCAGAUGAUAUUCUUGUUCCUGUUUUGGGAAAGAAUUAUCACGAAGAAUUUACAGCGGCGUUCAAUAUGUUUCCAACGGCUGGAGCAAUUGUAUACAAUAUGACACAGACUUCAAUCGAAUCUUCAAUUACUCCUGCUCUAUAUUCCCCUAUAUCGCUUUUAUCAUCCAUUAAAUUCAAGGGUGAGCAACGAUGGGGAAAAUUGGUGGUCAGACCGGAAAGAGUUGACAGUACGUGGAUUCAUAGGUCCUAUUCAAUCAAAGAAGGGUACGAACAGAAAGUGAUGCCAGUUGAUGUAAACGCAUUCUAUCAUUUGAGAAUUUGGAAGUUUCCUGACUACCCAACAGUUAACCGAACGAGUGAGUUCACUAAUAGAUUCAUGUUCUAUAGCACUCUUUUUUUUAAAGAAAUUUCGAAUCCUCCAUACUUCGAUCCGUAUCAUUUAAAUGCCACAAAAAGAACGGUAUACAACGUAUCAGAUGGUUUAAAAAUUCAAAGGAAAUUCAAGAACAGAGUGUCAGAUGGGAACAUGAAAGCGAUUUACUCUCGACUUCCAAAGGUUUCCCUCUAUUACCCACUCAUUGAAGUUUGCUACAAUCGCAUCUUCUACAGUAUGAAAGAUAUAGGAACUUGUAGAGGACCCGAGUACUGUAAUAUUCCAGCUUUCCCAGGAUUGAGGUGUACAAAUGUGGCAAGCGAAUUCGUGACAUAUAAGAGUUACAAGAAUAUUUAUAUUCAUCAACUGAUAUCCACUGAUUUUGAGGAAGGAGAAAAUGGAUGUACUCUCUAG
Molecule: messenger RNA, 1596 nt
Organism: Caenorhabditis briggsae
Lineage: Eukaryota; Metazoa; Nematoda; Chromadorea; Rhabditida; Rhabditidae
Exons: 11
Coding region: 1-1596 (531 amino acids)
Source: RefSeq, a predicted model, not a curated record